CUCUCGCACAAAUUUCCAUAAUCCCUAUUUUACCCCUUUCUUCUCUCUUCUUCUUCCACGCCGUCGUCGUUCUCUCUCUCCCUCCGCGAAUGGCUCUCCAAGCAGUUCUUGUCGCCGAUGUUCCCAGUCUCGCCGAGCCCGUCUCACUCUGCUCCAAUGGAUUCUCCGAUGGUCUUGAUUUGUGUAGCUCGAGGUCGUUUAGGAUGUCGAGUUUCGCCGUGAUCGGACACCGAGGAAACGGCAUGAAUGUGUUGCAGUCGUCAGAUCGGAGAAUGAGAGGGUUCAAGGAGAACUCCAUCCUCUCGUUCGACGCCGCCGCCAAACACCCCAUUGACUUCAUCGAAUUCGAUGUUCAGGUGACAAAGGAUCGUUGCCCUGUCAUUUUCCAUGAUGACUUCAUCUACUCCGAAGAAAAUGGUGUUGUUCACGAGAAGCGGGUGACAGAUCUGUGCCUGUCUGAGUUCUUGUGCUAUGGACCUCAGAAGGAACUAGGGAAAACUGGGAAAACCCUCAUGAGGAAAUCGAAAGAGGGUAAGAUUUUGAAGUGGGAUGUUGAAUUGGAUGACUCCCUAUGCACACUACAGGAAGCUUUCGAACGAGUUGAUCAGACUCUGGGGUUCAACAUCGAGCUGAAGUUUGAUGAUCAUACUGUCUAUGAACAAGAUUUUCUCGUCGACAUUCUUCAAGCAGUUCUGCAGGUGGUGUUUGAUUAUGGUAAAGAUCGACCGGUAAUCUUCUCAAGCUUCCAACCAGAUGCAGCGCAGCUCGCUAGAAAAUUGCAGAGCACCUAUCCUGUUUACUUUCUGACCGAUGCUGGGGCCACAAUCUACUAUGACGAGAGAAGAAACUCGCUGGACGAGGCUAUCAAGGUUUGCUUAGACGGAGGGCUGCAAGGCAUUGUUUCAGAGGUUAAGGGUGUUUUCAAAGACCCCGCAGCUGUCUCCAGGAUCAGAGAAUCUAAGCUCUCACUCCUCACAUACGGAAAACUCAACAAUGUGGGAGAGGCAGUGUACAUGCAGUAUGUGAUGGGGAUUGAAGGAGUGAUUGUAGAUUUUGUUGCCGAGAUUACAGAGGCCGUGACCCUGAUGAUACGGCCCCCAUCACCAUCACCACCAUCACCAUCACCGUCAUCAGAUGGAGAAGAGGAUGACUUUGCCAUGGCAAAACCCAAUUUUUCACAAAAGGAGAUGGCUUUUCUUCUCAAGCUGCUCUCCGAGUUGAUACAACAACAAUGACCAAACCUUCUGUCUUAUAUUUCUCAUCGUUAUUUUGUAAAUACAUUUGCGAGCUUUUGAAUUUUACACUGAAUUAAGAACAAGUAAAAAUCCCCUACGAGUGUUAUCGUUUU
Molecule: messenger RNA, 1348 nt
Organism: Tarenaya hassleriana
Lineage: Eukaryota; Viridiplantae; Streptophyta; Magnoliopsida; Brassicales; Cleomaceae
Product: glycerophosphodiester phosphodiesterase GDPD2-like
Exons: 7
Coding region: 90-1235 (381 amino acids)
Biological process (GO): glycerophospholipid catabolic process
Molecular function (GO): phosphoric diester hydrolase activity
Source: RefSeq, a predicted model, not a curated record